GUUAACUCGGGCGCUGCCCGAUCAACGAUCCCACGGCCACCACUUUGUUGCGGUCAGUCGGGAAUCAAACGUGCGAAGCGAAUAUAAUUGUAAAAACGAUGAUCGCGGACAUGUCGCUGGCCGACGACCGCGCGCUAUUCCGAAACUUCGACUACAGAUCGGACGCGGAGUACGUGGUGAGAGUCGCCAAAAUUCUCUUGACGCCCGUCGGCGUCUGGCCACUUUAUGCGGACGACACCACGAUGGAUAGAGUCAAACACAUUUUCCAGACGAGCGUCGUAUUUUGCUUAAUGUGCUUUCUGCUCGUCCCACACGUCAUCUAUACUUUCUUCGACGCGGAGGACCUGACCAAAUACAUGAAGGUCAUAGCCGCUCAGGUGUUCAGCCUGUUGGGUAUCAUCAAGUUCUGGACGAUGAUCAUCAACAGAAACGACAUCAAAUGCUGCCUGCAGGAGAUGGAGAUUCAGUACAGAGACGUGGAGAGCGAGGAGGAUCGAUUGGUGAUGGUGAAGAGCGCCAGGGUCGGCAGGCAAUUCACGAUUAUAUAUUUGGGAUUGCUGUACGGUGGCGCGCUGCCUUAUCACAUAAUUAUGCCGCUGGUGGCGGAUAAAGUUGUCAAGCAGGACAACACGACGCAUUUGCCUCUACCCUAUCUCAGCGACUACGUCUUCUUCGUGGUGGAAGACUCACCGUUCUACGAGAUCCUCUUCGUCGCUCAGAUUAUAUUCAGCACCCUCAUCCUGUCCACAAACUGCGGCGUUUACAGCUUAAUCUCCAGCUGCGUGAUGCAUGCCUGCUGCUUGUUCGAGAUCGCCCGCAGACACAUGGAAAGAUUGCUGAUCGGCGGAACUGAUGAUUUUCACGAACGAUUUGGUUGGAUAAUUACGCACCACAUGCAAGCUCUCAGGUAUGUUGAGAUGAUCGAAAAUUCAUUAAAUUUCGUCUUUCUAUCAGAGAUGGUUGGAUGUACUAUUAUCAUAUGUUUUCUUGAAUAUGGAGUACUCAAGGAAUGGGAAGACAAUCAAUUAUUCGGCGUGAUUAUAUAUUUUAUAUUAGUCAUUUCGAUCGUUGUGAAUGUCUUUACCUUAUCAAGUAUCGGUGAUCGUCUUAAGGAAGAGAGUGUAAAGAUUGGAGAUGCAUCAUAUUACAUCGAUUGGUACACGGUACCAACGAAAAACGUGAAUAGCUUAAUUAUGGUGAUGAUCAGAUCGACCCGUCCGUCAACUUUGACAGCUGCUAAAAUGUUCGAUAUUUCUCUCCAAAGCUUUUGCGACGUAUGCAAGACGUCAAUGGUGUAUUUAAAUUUUAUUCGAAUGGUUACGACGCAAAACGUAUGAUUAUUCCAAAUGCCAUUCACUGAAAUAUG
Messenger RNA from Temnothorax curvispinosus, 1366 nucleotides. RefSeq names its product putative odorant receptor 69a. The record is from RefSeq and is a predicted model, not a curated record. The coding region runs from base 99 to 1337 and encodes 412 amino acids. Gene Ontology annotation, cellular component: plasma membrane. Gene Ontology annotation, molecular function: olfactory receptor activity; odorant binding. Lineage: Eukaryota; Metazoa; Arthropoda; Insecta; Hymenoptera; Formicidae. Gene Ontology annotation, biological process: sensory perception of smell; detection of chemical stimulus involved in sensory perception of smell. The transcript has 5 exons.